This is a messenger RNA of Ascochyta rabiei, 3495 nucleotides long. RefSeq lists its product as uncharacterized. The record is from RefSeq and is a predicted model, not a curated record. Lineage: Eukaryota; Fungi; Ascomycota; Dothideomycetes; Pleosporales; Didymellaceae. Bases 1 to 3495 code for a protein of 1164 amino acids. The transcript has a single exon.
AUGUCGACUCGCCAGCCCGACCCGUACGCCCUGCUCGAAGACUCCUUCACCCGCUCCCCGCCGCCGCCCGCGCGCAAGCACCUCUCGCGCCGCAGCGACAGCUAUCGCCAAUAUCUCCCCGCCGCCGCUCCGCUCCAGCUCCCGCAGACCGACUCGCCCUCGGACAAUGACACCGACUCGCCCGUGAGCAGCCAGCAGUCGACGCCUCUUGCAUCGCCGCGCAUCCUGGGCGCUGCAGACAACAGCCUGCCGCCCACGCCGCCCACCAUCUCGCGCCAAGACUACACGGCCACGUCGCGCGACCCUCUGCCGGACCGCGGCAGCUUCGUAGGCUCCAUGGCCUCCCAAAAGUCGGCGCUGAGCACCCCCGUCACUGCGCGCAGUCCGCCCACGCCCGACCCCAGCCCACCGCGCACCGCCCGCUCCAGCAGCACCGCCCGCUCUAACAACCACCUGGCCGUCGACCGCCCGCCCCUGUUUCCCUACCCCUCGUCGAGGGCCGAGUCCUUUACAACCGCGCGCGAGGACUUGUCUUCUGAGCCCAGCAUCAGCCGCUCAGCCACCCCGCUCGUGGACCGGCUGGGCACUGUCGACGAAGACCGAGGACUGGGCCUGGCCUUUGAGCAGAACGACGACGACGACGACGACGACGACGUCACGCCAGUUGAGAGGCCACGCCAGUUUUACUCAAGCCCUGGCAUCGAACAGCCCGGCCUCUAUGACGCUGAUACCAUGGCAGGCGCUGGAGAGGACAGGGCGCUCCCUGCCGUAGGACAACUGCCAGAUGGAGACUGGAACACAGAACGGAUGCGAAAUGUAACCGUUCGCAGGAAACGCAAACCCGAUUCGUCACCACAACAUCCUCCGGAACCUAUCGACACAAUGGCAGGCGCAGCCUCGCCAACCACAAGCACAAGGUCGUGUCGCAGCUCUGGCCUGCGCGAACGCGUCGAGGCCAGCAGCAGCAGCAGUCCGUGCAGCCCUUCCAUCGAAACCUCUGCGCAAUCCAUCGGCUGGCCUGCUGAGGGGCAUCGCACGCCCGAGGAACACCAUCACGACAACAAACACAAGCGCAUGUCCACGGCUUCGGUGGCUUCGACGGUGAUAGCGGCCGUGGUCAUCACAACACCCCCGCAACGACAACGCACCCUUCGCCAUUCCGGUAGGAACAUGGCUCUGAGAAACGACUCGGGCUCUCCUCUGGGUCGAGCGCCAACGUCUCACUCGAACCGUAAUUCAACGCUGUUCGACGACGUGCCCUUGCACAAACUGGUGCACAAAAAGGCCACUCUUGCAGAAAGGAGCAAACGCUUUAGCACCGACUCAGAGACGCUGGGAACCCUGGGCUCGGUGGGCACUGCGCGUAAUGCUUCGCCUUUCUCAGUGCGCAGCAGCCGGACCAUUGACAGCUCUGCAUACACACUUGCCCACCAGGAGUCCGUCCGCAACGUUCUGCAGCCUGCAGCUGAUAUCCUCAGCAGAUCGAACUUGCAGGCACGGCCGGACAGGAACUCUCACAUGCGCAUAUCCUCAGCGCCAGAACCCGCAAGCCAUGCGACCAUGCCUGCCAGGUCGAGUGGUUUCGUGCGAGUGUCUCCUCAGAGUCCGCAACGGGCGGCCGAGUACGCCGUUCGUUCCCCUGCAAUGUCACCGCGGCUUCCAUACACAUCGCCUGCGCUGGUGGACAAGGGUCAUCGACGAGUCGUGUCAGACACCAGUCGUCCCGGAGACCUCAACAAGCCGUUACCUCGCAAUCCCAUGGACCACGUCCUUGAAACUGCGCAGCGCAGGCUUAGUGUGUACGACAAUGACACCGAGGACAAGGCUCCCCCGCCUGCCCUUCUUGACCGGGUGCGACUGCUUGUUGCGGAACGUGAAGCUGAAGACGAAGUCAUGCCCACACCGACGAUGGAUCAGAUGUCGCCUGUACCCCAACAGUCUGCGCCAUCGCCUAACCAGUUGUCGUCGCCUAAUCAAUCGUCACCACCUAGCCGAUUGUCACCCAUCGGGCGCGGAGGCUCACGGUCACGUGGAAAGUCAGAAGAGCGGCGACGCAGCGCUCAGAGUCAGGAUCGUACCUCGCCUUUCCAAGACUCAAGCGUCCGCCACAGCUUCGACCGAACGUCGCCGGAAGACUUUUCCCGUCGCAGCUACGAUUGGCAAAGAAAAACGCCCGAAGAGCAUCGUCGCAUCAGCUUCGAUAGGUCGACCGGAAGGACAGAGGAGCACGCAAACGCCCGACACCUCUACUCACAAUCGACACCGUUCUCGCAGUUCUCCGACACACCCAUUGAGGUCAGCGAAGCCACUGCAGUAAGCAUCUAUCCUCACAACAACGAUUCGCUGCUCGUAGUACAACAGCCUUCUCGUGUGAACUCGAUGAUGCCUGAGCCUAAGCAACUGACCGACGGAGCCUACUUCGACCCCCAGGACGAUGUCGAACUGCGUCAAGAACUGCUGCGGACCCCUACGCCACCAUUCGUGGAUGCUAUUGAAGAGAGUCACCAGUCGCCUGAGGUUGCAGUCCAGCCGACACUUACACUCGAGCCAUCUACGCCCCCCAUGCAGAUUGACCUACCUCAGCCUAAUGGUGUCGACUCGCCAUUGGAGAAUCCCCGCUCUGCUCCCGAGCCUCCCAAGAUCAUGUUCAUACCCCCGACCCCUGCAGAGGAGCUCGAGCGCCCACUCGAAGUCGGGCCGCCUGGCCCACCCAAACAUUCAGACGCGCACCCACAGCGCCGUCUCUCCCUAGUCCAGCGUGCGCGCCGCUACUCGGACAACUUCAUUUCGCCCUUCUUGGCUCGAGCAUCAAGCAACCGCGGUCGUUACUACAGUGACUCGCAUUCCCAGUCCCAAUCCUCUCACCGCAACCCAGACGUCCCUUCGGUGAACGAAGAGGAUGGCACUCUCCAUCCAUUCUGGAGGCCACGCGGAUUCUGGGACGGCUUCGAGGACAGCGACUCAGACGACGAAGACAACGUUCUGCCGUCUGGGGGGGAUACAAGCGACGUCGAAGAUCCGGAGCCCGAGUCGUACCCAAGGAGGAAUAACACGCUGCGCAAGAGGCUGACAAGCGGGUUCCAAGGCUCGGGAGGUUUCCUGAUCGGCAACUCACUUGGCGUCCAAAGGCACGGCACUAACCGAAGGCGCCACCACAUUGCCCUGCCACCUCACUUCCUUUCCAGCCCAAAAACGUCACAACAUACAUCAUCCCCUACACAGCCGCUUCGGCCCCAGAGUAGUGGAGUCCGUAAAAGCGGGUCGAGGUCGAGUCUCCGCUCCUCUGCCUCCUUCGAGCAGGCCCCGAGACGCCAGUCUUGGCGCAAAGGCAAAAGCAUACCUGGCCUCAAAGGCUACCAAGUCCAGUAUAUUGGAGUGAGCGGUAUCAAGGACCGUCUUAAGGAGCGUACAGCGGAGAAGAGAAGAGACAAAAUCCGUAAGAGCAUCGGGUCACGGUACUACGUGGAGCCGAAUGUUCCAAUGAGUACCCACUGA